Trichoderma asperellum CBS 433.97 is the source of this 434-nucleotide messenger RNA. The record is from RefSeq and is a predicted model, not a curated record. Lineage: Eukaryota; Fungi; Ascomycota; Sordariomycetes; Hypocreales; Hypocreaceae.
UGCGCCUCAGGAUAUACACUGCUUUCGGCAUAAUUUUUUCAUUUCACUACGUGUCUUACUUCUAUAUUGCGCACUGCGAUAGCCCUCUCGGUCUGGAGAGUGACUGACGAAUGCACUAUCCUUCUUCUUUACGACAUUGCGACGAACGAUGCCUUUUAUGGGACGUGGAGUAUUCGACGCUUGAGAUUAAUAGAUUCUACUUUUGUGAGGACGAUUUGGCUAUCUUUGACGCGGGGCCUUUGCUUUUUUUAACCCUUUUUCUUUCUUUUCUUGCUUUCAUUCUUUGUUUCUUUCCUUUUUUUUUUUUUUUUUUUUUAAAGUCUGACAAUACGGGAAACGCAUCUUGAUCAUACCCAGGGAGGAAUACUAGGAAUGAAUUGAAAAGUAUCAAGACUUUAUUGAGCCUUUGUUUUCUUGUUCUUUGAUAACAACUA